AUGAAAAGAAGCAAUGUUACAAAGCUUUGGGAUGGAGUGCAGGUUCUUGAGAAUCUAAGGACAAUAAAUUUGUUUCAAUCCGUUAAAUUGAUGGAAUUGCCUGAUUUUUCUAUGGCACGUAAGCUUGAAAAUGUAGAUCUCACUGGUUGUACAAGUUUGAGGAGUGUUCAUCCAUCCAUUUUAUCUCUCCACAGUCUUGUUAAAUUGCAUGUAAGUGAUUGCCAUGAAUUAGAGAGUCUUGAAAGUGAGACUCAUUUAGAAUCUCUCUUCAAUCUCAGAGCUAACUUUUGUGGCCUCAAGAAAUUAUGUUUGUCAUCAAAUAAAUUGGAAAGCAUACGUCUUCUAGGGACUAAACUUGAAAUAUUGGAUUUGCCAAUCGGACGUUUCACAAAGCUUAGACGUCUUUCUAUUUGGGACGGUGAAAGAUUGAGGAGUCUUCCAAUAAAGGAGCUGUGUUGCUUGACAAAUCUUGAGGUGUUUGGGCUUGAUGAUUUCGAGCAAGAAAUUCACACAGAGGAGCUGCGCUCCCUUUUUGAUGCUUGGCGUAACUUAACAGGACUAGCUUUGGAUGGGUGCAGUUACUUGUCGGAAAUCCCUGGCAAUAUCAAGUGCUUAACAAGGUUAGAAUAUUUAUCAUUGGCAUUUAGUGGUGUAGAGACAUUGCCAGCCUGCGUCAGCCAUCUUUCAAGCUUGACAUCCAUUGACCUACAUGGCUGCGAAAGGCUUAAGUCGAUACUUGGACUUCCUCCCAUGCUUAAAAGAUUAAAUGCCAACUAUUGCCCUUUAUUGGAGACUGUAUCCUCUGACUCUCUAGUUUUCAAUCGGUGUUUGUUUGAAUUCGAAAAUUGUGUAAAGUUGGAUGAGUGUUCGCUUGGCUUUAUUGAGGAAUUAACUCAUUUCUCACUGACUUCAGAUUUCUCAUCUUAUGAGGAUGAAUUUUUUCUACAUGAUUUUGCUCGUUACCCGGGAAACAGAGUUCCAAAAUCACUGGAACAGCUCCCUCCCGUCACCUGUUAUAUCACUUUUGAUGAUAUUGUGACCAAAUCCAGCACUGGUUAUGAACUUCUUGAAGAAUUAGAUUCAGACCAUGUUUUUAUGUGGAGCAUGGGGAGGGUCCCAUCUGGUGCUAGAACAGGUGAUGAUGUUAAGAUUUCAUGUGAAUUCUUUCUGGAACAAUUGGAUUCAGAGACGGGAGUUUGUUACUCCGAAGUCCCUGCUGAAGCAUGUGGAGUACACGUAACAUAUCGCUCGGAGUCGGAGCCUGGGUCGGCUCCAGGGAUGAGUACAUUGGACGCAGCCAGAGCAGAACUUAGUCUUUUGACUUUAUAUUUGAACAAGGUUGAAGCCAGGGUGAAAAUACGUAGUGCAAACGGUGCUUCCUACCUCAAGCUUGCAGGAGAGCUUUUUGCUGAUCAACGAGGUGUCUUUGACAUGUCCAUUAUAUCGAAGCAGAGCGAAGUGCUGGCGUCUCGUUCAUCGGUGUUUGAAGCAAAGUGGAGGUCGUCCUGGUGUUUGAAGCGAAGUGGAGCUCGUCCUGGUGGCUCUAUUGAUCGGCAUUUGAAGCGAAGUGGAGGUCGUCGUUGUGGCUCUGUUCAUCUGCAUUUGAAGCAAAGUCGAGCUUGUCGUGGUGGCUCCGUUGAUCGGCAUCAGAAGCGAAGUGAAGGUCGUCGUGUGGCUGCGGUCAUUUGCGUUUCAAGCGAAGAGGAGUCGUCUGGUGGCUCCGUUGAUCGGCAUCUGAAGCAGAGCUCCUAUCUCACAAUUUGUUUUCGCAGACAGAGGCAUUGUCGACACUGA
Molecule: messenger RNA, 1794 nt
Organism: Neltuma alba
Lineage: Eukaryota; Viridiplantae; Streptophyta; Magnoliopsida; Fabales; Fabaceae
Product: disease resistance protein RPS4-like
Exons: 6
Coding region: 1-1794 (597 amino acids)
Cellular component (GO): cytoplasm
Source: RefSeq, a predicted model, not a curated record